Molecule: messenger RNA, 1087 nt
Organism: Coccinella septempunctata (seven-spotted ladybird)
Lineage: Eukaryota; Metazoa; Arthropoda; Insecta; Coleoptera; Coccinellidae
Product: mitochondrial import receptor subunit TOM20 homolog
Exons: 2
Coding region: 192-653 (153 amino acids)
Biological process (GO): protein targeting; tRNA import into mitochondrion; protein import into mitochondrial matrix
Cellular component (GO): mitochondrial outer membrane translocase complex; mitochondrial outer membrane
Molecular function (GO): transmembrane protein transporter activity
Source: RefSeq, a predicted model, not a curated record
GAAAUUUUAAAAUUAUAAAUUCAAGUGGUACGAAUGCAGAAAUUUAUACGCGUUAGGUUUUCAUAACUGUCGAUGACUGUCAUUGUCAGUCCAGUUCUUAUCGCCUCGCUUUCUCCAGCGAAUUAAACUAACCAAUAUUUGGUUAGUUUUUACGUUAGCGUUGUAGGUGGAAUUCAAUAAAAUUGGUUGAAAUGGAUAUGAUAUCUCCAAAAGCAGCUAUUGGCAUUGCAGCUGGAGUAUGUGGAACAUUGUUUUUAGGCUAUUGUAUUUAUUUUGAUCAGAAAAGACACAGUGACCCUGAUUUCAAGAAAAAGUUACGUGAACGAAGGCGUUUGAAAAAAGCUGUGACAGGAGGGGGAAAACCAUCUAAUACAGUUUUUCCAGAUAUGAAAGAUCAUGAAGCUGUACAAAAGUUCUUCCUUCAAGAAAUACAGCUAGGAGAAGAAUUACUGGCUGCAGGAGAUCUUGAAAACGGCGUGGACCAUCUAGGUAACGCUGUGGCUGUUUGUGGACAACCCAAUGAUUUGUUACAAGUCUUACAACAGACGUUACAACCCCAAGUGUUCCACUUAUUAGUUCAAAGAUUGCCUGCUGUAGCACCACGAUUAAUGAAAGCACAAACUAAUUCUAUGCAAGAAGAUGAUGUGGAGUGAAACCAAUAAAGAUUGAAGUAGUAACAUCUGUUAAUGCUGAAUUAUUUGUGAUGUUUUUCUCCAAUGAAACAAAUUUGUAGUUUAUUUUUGGUUACUCUAGAAAUAUAAGUUUCUAUGUUUUUGAUCUUUAUCAACUUUUCAAUGGGUUUCUUCAUAGGGUGGUUCACAAUGGUUGUGAACCACUCUACAAACAAACCUAAUAUUGAUGUUUCAUCAAUCAACGAUGAAAUUCGUUGACUUAUUGUUCGAAGUUUCGAUAGAAAAACACCAAUGGUAACUUUUCAAAUUUCGCCUACAUUAUAUUAUCUUUUAGGUGAUCUCACAUUGAAUAUGAGUGAAACUUUGUUGAAUACUUGGAUGUUGUUAUUAUAAAACCCCAUCUGUAAUCAUUUCCAAAACACAUGUCUCAAACUGAAUAUACUACUUUUGAUGGA